AUGAGCUCUUUUCCCGCUCAGACGCCUGCGACUUUAAGGGGCGGGGCUGAGCACGCUGUGGCGAAAGUGGAUUGGCUGGGAGGAGAGGCGCUUCCGGAAGUGUCGCAGGAAAGAAGCCCCACGUGUACUUUUCGGCUCCCCAUGGCGGCGCUCCUGAAGAGGCUGCUGAGAACCAAGACAGUCCUCGUGGCCCCGGGCCUCGGCGUGGGACGGCGGGAAGCAAGCCUGGGCACGGAUCCUGGGGUGGCGGUACGAGUGCGGUUCGCGCCCAGCCCCACAGGGUUCUUGCACCUGGGCGGUCUUCGCACUGCUCUCUACAACUACAUCUUCGCCAAGAAGUACCAGGGCAGCUUCAUUCUGAGGCUGGAGGACACAGAUCAGACCCGCCUGGUUCCUGGGGCAGCUGAGAACAUUGAGGACAUGCUGGAGUGGGCAGGCAUCCCCCCUGAUGAAAGCCCCCGACGUGGUGGUCCUGUGGGGCCCUACCAGCAGUCCCAGCGGCUGGCCCUGUAUGCCCAGGCCACAGAGGUGCUCUUACGCUCUGGAGCUGCCUACCCCUGCUUCUGCUCCCCGCAGCGACUGGAGCUCCUGAAGAAGGAGGCCCUGAGGAGCUACCAGACACCCCGGUAUGAUAAUCGGUGCCGGAACCUGAGCCAGAAGCAGGUAGCCCAGAAGCUGGCCAUGGGCCUGAAGCCUGCCAUCCGCUUCCGCCUGGAGGAGGAUGCACCAGCCUUCCAGGACCUGGUGUAUGGCUGGAGUCAGCAUGAAGUGGCCAGCGUGGAGGGAGACCCAGUCAUCCUGAAGAGUGAUGGCUUCCCCACAUACCACCUGGCCUGUGUGGUGGAUGACCACCACAUGGGCAUCAGUCACGUGCUGCGGGGCUCUGAGUGGCUCGUCUCCACCUCCAAGCACCUGCUCCUGUACCAGGCCCUAGGCUGGAAGCCACCUCUAUUUGCCCACCUGCCCCUGCUCCUCAACAAAGAUGGCCACAAGCUCUCCAAGAGGCAAGGGGACAUUUUCCUGGAGCAUUUCAUGGCAGCUGGCUUUCUGCCAGAUGCUCUUCUUGACAUCAUCACCAACUGUGGUUCGGGGUUUACAGAGAACCAGAUGGGUAGGACACUGCCAGAGCUGGUGACACUGUUUGACCUGAGCCGGAUCACCUGCCACUCAGCCCUGCUGGACCUUGAGAAGCUCCCAGAAUUCAACAGGCUGCACCUCCGUCGACUGGUGAGCAAUAAGGCCCAGAGGGGCCAGCUGGUAAAGAAGCUGCAGGCCCUGGUGGAGGAGGCUUUUGGGAGCCAGCUGCAAGACAGGGCGGUCUUGGACCCCGCAUACUUGGAGAGGAUCAUUGUGCUUCGACAGGGCCACGUGUGCCGCCUGCAGGAUUUGGUCUCUCCACUAUACUCCUACCUAUGGAUGCGCCCCACCGUGGGCCGAGCGCAAUUGAGUGCCAUCUCACAGAAGGCGGAUGUGAUUGCUGAGCGCAUGCUGGGGCUUUUGGAAAGAUCUGGUACGAGCUUCACUCAGGACAUGCUGAAUGGAGAACUGAAGAAGCUGUCUGAGGGUCUGGAAGGCACCAAGUACAGUGACGUGAUGAAGCUCCUCCGAGUGGCCCUCAGCGGACACUUGCAAGGACCCCCAGUGGCUGAAAUGAUGGUGUCCUUGGGACCCCAGGAAGUGUGGGAACGAGUCCAGAAGGUGCUUUCCAGCUAAGGAGCAUGUGUGCAGGACAGUGGACAUGGCCCCAGGAUCCUGUGCCCUUGGAAACUGCCUGACACAAGGAGGCAGCCUGCGGGUUAGGCCUGGCAGCGGGACCAGGCAUGGAGAGUUUAACCAAACUCAGAGCAUUGACAACGCCUCAAAGGGCCAGGGAAGCCCAUCCCACAGCUCUUCAAUUCCAGGAAAGAUGUCCUUCUGUAUGGGUUUCCACACCACAUUCCACACAGGGGUUAGGAGCUGGAGCACAGAAAAUGCUGCCUUCCAGAACAGUCCAGAGGGCUCAGAUACAGAUUUGUUAGGGCUGCUAUCAGCAGAACUAAGUGGUGGUGGCUCAUACAUCAGAGAUUGCUUUUCUCCCAGAAGCUGCAAGUCCAAGAUCAAGUCUCACAAGGUUGUUUCUCAUGGGCCUGUCUCCAUGCUUGCAGACUGCCAUUUCUUGCUGUGUCCCAGGUCUCCUUGGAACCCCUGCAUCCCUGGCUUCUCUGUGUGUGUGCUAAUCAACUCCUCCCAGGAUACCAGUCACAUUUAAUUAGGGCCCACUCUCCCAGCCUCAUUUUACUCUUAACACCUUUUCCAAGGCUCCUCGUGUCCUUAUACAGUUCACAUCCUUUGGUCCUAAGGGUCCUGUGGAGUGUGGUGGGGGGAGAGGGUGGUGUCCUUAUACAGUUCACAUCCUUUGGUCCUAAGGGUCCUGUGGAGUGUGGUGGGGAGAGAGGGUGGACAUAGUUCAACCCCUCACAGCUUGGCAGCAGCCUGAGCUAAUAACUGCCAGGAACCCACACUUGACAAAGCCAGGGCCUAGCUAGACAUGAAACGUUCUUUGGGGAUUGUAAAGUGAGAAGUUACUCAUUGGCCAAGGGAAGCACUUCUGUUUGGUGUUAGUUUUCAUCCUUGGACCUGGGGGCAGCCUGUGCUCCUUUCCCCAGAGAGGGAGCUCCUCUCUCUCCUUUCCCAGUCCUUCAACUGAAGACUUUGCCCCUGCCUAUUUGGUGUCUUUUUCUCUAUAGCCACUCCUUUCUGCCAUCACUGUAAAGGGAAUUUUUCCCCCUUGGGGUCUUAGAUGACUUGGAGUAGCUAAAAUGAAAAGGAAUGAGGAGACAGGAAGGGACUAGGGACAAAAACCUUCUACGUUUCUCAGGCUCCAAGUGAGCAGCCAGCCUCAAAGAUAGCUACGGGCCACCCCUUCCUCCACAUGGUAGAGGCUGACUUGUGUGACCAGCAGGCUGGCCUUGACCUCCAAGGUCAUCAGACACCUCAAAGCUUCUAGCUUGUUCCCCUCAAUUCCCUAUCAGGAAGACACUGGAGCAGCCCUUUGCAGGGUCUUGCCAACGGCCAUAUGGGUGAGAGGUGUGGGAAAAUGGUCUUUCCAUCCUAGCCAAGUAGUGGAGUGACUGCCACCUCCCUGAGAGAUCCAGAGCUGCUCAGCAGAGCCCCUCUGGAAUGUAAGUGAAGGGGUUGUGAAAUAGUAAAUGUUUAUUUUGUCAAG
Messenger RNA from Perognathus longimembris pacificus (Pacific pocket mouse), 3205 nucleotides. RefSeq names its product glutamyl-tRNA synthetase 2, mitochondrial (gene Ears2). The record is from RefSeq and is a predicted model, not a curated record. Lineage: Eukaryota; Metazoa; Chordata; Mammalia; Rodentia; Heteromyidae. Gene Ontology annotation, molecular function: glutamate-tRNA ligase activity; tRNA binding; zinc ion binding. Gene Ontology annotation, biological process: glutamyl-tRNA aminoacylation. The transcript is spliced from 9 exons. Bases 1 to 1713 code for a protein of 570 amino acids.